CCCGCCGCGCGCAGGCGCGGGGCCCUCAAACCCAUCGCGGGGAUUGCGGAGCUUCCCGGCUCCUCGGCCGGAAGUUCGGCCCAGCGCCUGGAAGGGAGCGGCCGGAGCGGGGACGGACGCGGCCGGGUCCGUGCGGAUUCUUAAUUGUGAAGUAUCUUCUUUUGUGAAAAUGCACUUGAAGGAUAUGCUGUAGAAUUUCUACACUACCUGCUCCAUAAAAGUACAAAUAAUCGGUCAACAGAAAUAGGUGGCAUGCGCAGCGCAACAAGAUUGUGGGGAACUCUAGGCGGUGCUUCCUACACACGUGUCUGAGGAAAAAGACUGCAUUCCUUCCCCCAGCGGAAAUUGAUAAGUGGAAGCAGUUUGGUUUAAGAAGGGACAAAACGUCUUCCCUAUAGCUCUGAGCAAAAUCCUCCGACACCAUAUCGCAUGGGCUAACGUGAGCUUAGUUGAGGGUAAAGUCUAUCUCAUGGUGCAAUUUCCUCAACAGAAUGUUUGUUCCAAGAUCUUUGAAAGUCAAGAGGAGUUCUAAUGAUGACCUCAAAAGCUGCGAAGCUAAAAAAAGUAAGCCAGAAGCAGGAAGCCUUCAGAGGGAGGGAGACAGAGAUACCCCGGUCCACGCAUCAGUUACUAAGGAAGCUGUCACAGCAGACAAGCCGGGCAGUGCAUCAGGCACCUCCAGUCCUUCUUGCCAAUUGUCUGAGGUUUGUUCCACAGGACUUGAUCAGAGUGUGAAGGACAGCCAGCCAUCUGAAGAGCCUGUGAAGUCCUUUUCCAAAACCCAGCGGUGGCCAGAGCCUGGGGAGCCUGUCUGCGUUGUCUGUGGUCGCUAUGGAGAGUAUAUCUGUGACAAGACAGAUGAAGACGUGUGUAGCUUGGAGUGCAAAGCAAAACAUCUGCUGCAAGUUAAGGAAGAGGAAGGACUGUUAAAGCCCAACAGCCCACAGAGAGCAGCUUCCGAGCCAGAGACCCCGCUGGAUGCCUUUUAUGUCUACAAAGAGCACCCCUUUAUUGGGAGCCUCAGGGAGGACCAGAUUGAAACCCUUAGACAGCAGCUAGGAAUCUCGGUUCAAGGACAAGAAGUUGCCAGACCCAUUAUUGACUUUGAGCACUGUGGCUUCCCUGAGACCUUAAAUCAGAACUUGAAGAAAUCAGGCUAUGAAGUGCCAACUCCCAUCCAAAUGCAGAUGAUCCCUGUGGGGCUUCUGGGAAGAGACAUCCUGGCCAGCGCAGACACUGGCUCAGGGAAGACAGCUGCUUUUCUCCUACCUGUCAUUACCCAAGCUUUAUCUGAGGAUAAAACUCCGUCUGCACUCAUUCUCACACCAACAAGAGAACUGGCCAUUCAGAUAGAGAGGCAGGCCAAGGAACUGAUGAGCGGCCUGCCUCGCAUGAAGACAGUGCUUCUCGUGGGGGGCUUACCGUUACCCCCGCAGCUCCAUCGCUUACGGCAGCACGUUAAGGUUAUCAUAGCAACCCCUGGACGGCUUCUGGAUAUAAUUAAACAGAGCUCCGUGUCGCUCAGUGGCGUAAAAAUUGUCGUAGUAGACGAAGCUGACACCAUGUUGAAGAUGGGCUUUCAGCAGCAAGUGCUGGAUGUUUUGGAGCACACUCCUGGUGACUGUCAGACAGUCUUGGUUUCUGCCACGAUUCCAGAUAGAAUAGAACAGCUCGCAGACCAGCUUCUGCACAAUCCUGUGAGGAUUAUCACCGGGGACAAGAACCUGCCCUGCUCCAGUGUGCGGCAGAUCAUCUUGUGGGUGGAAGACCCAGCCAAAAAGAAGAAGUUAUUUGAAAUCCUAAAUGAUCAGAAGCUCUUUAAGCCUCCAGUGUUAGUAUUCGUGGACUGCAAACUAGGUGCAGAUCUGUUGAGCGAGGCGGUUCAGAAGAUCACGGGUCUGAACAGCACGUCCAUCCACUCAGAGAAGUCUCAAGUGGAAAGGAGGGACAUACUGAAGGGAUUACUGGAAGGAGACUAUGAGGUCGUGGUGAGCACGGGGGUCCUGGGCCGAGGCCUAGACUUGGUCAACGUCAAGCUGGUAGUGAAUUUUGAUAUGCCUUCAAGCAUGGAUGAAUAUGUUCACCAGGUUGGCAGAGUUGGGAGACUUGGUCAAAAUGGAACUGCAAUCACAUUCAUCAAUAACAACUCUAAAAGACUCUUCUGGGAUGUUGCCAAAAGAGUGAAGCCCACAGGAUCCAUUCUCCCACCACAACUAUUAAAUUCUCCUUACCUUCAUGAGCAGAAGAGAAAGGAACAGCAGAAAGACAGACAGACACAGAGCAGCCUGGUCACGGGGGCCAACCUCAUGGACAUUAUUAGGAAACACGAAAAGAGCAGUUCACAGAAAUGACCUGGUCUGCCACUUCCCACCGGCUUAUUUUGCAUUAUCAUCAAAAUUUCUAAUAAGUACUGUAUGACUGAGUCAAUAAACUUGGACGAGGAACAGAAGAAUCUUUAAGAUCUUUUUAAAUUUAAUAAAAUUUAUACAGCAAUACCGUA
Molecule: messenger RNA, 2500 nt
Organism: Mastomys coucha (southern multimammate mouse)
Lineage: Eukaryota; Metazoa; Chordata; Mammalia; Rodentia; Muridae
Gene: Ddx59
Product: DEAD-box helicase 59
Exons: 8
Coding region: 492-2351 (619 amino acids)
Molecular function (GO): ATP binding; RNA helicase activity; nucleic acid binding
Source: RefSeq, a predicted model, not a curated record